UCAACUGAUACUGAAAAAAAAUAAAUCCAAGCAAUUAUUCUGAUCUAUCCAGAGAACCCAAAAGUGUAGGAGACAUAGUCACGUUACAAUGGAGAAUGUGACUCCUAGUGCUAUGACUAACUUCACCAAUACUGAACCUCUGAGCAAUAUGCCAGAGAACUCAGUGGAAGUCCAGGUCAUCACCAUAUUCCUGUCCCUGCUCAUUUGUGGGGUGGGAAUAGCUGGCAACAUCAUGGUCGUGCUGGUGGUUCUCCGGACCAAACACAUGAUGACUCCAACUAACUGUUAUCUGGUCAGCUUGGCCAUUGCAGACCUCAUCGUCCUCUUAGCGGCUGGACUGCCCAACAUUUCUGAGGUGGUUUCUUCUUGGAUCUAUGGCUAUGCUGGCUGCUUGUGUAUCACUUACCUGCAGUAUCUGGGCAUCAAUGUUUCCUCUUGCUCCAUCACAGCUUUCACUGUUGAGCGCUACAUCGCGAUAUGCCACUCCAUCAAGGCACAGUUCAUAUGUACUGUAUCCAGAGCCAAAAAGAUCAUCGCCUGUGUUUGGAUUUUUACCUCACUCUACUGCAUCAUGUGGUUUUUCCUCGUCGAUAUACACGAGAUGGUUUACGCCAAUGGUGUCGUUGUGAGAUGUGGUUAUCGGGUGUCAAGGAACCUCUACAUGCCAAUUUACUUUUUGGACUUCACGCUGUUUUAUGUAAUUCCGCUGGUCGUAGCUACAGUGCUUUACGGGUUGAUUGCUAGAAUAUUGUUCAUGAACCCUUUGCCAGCAAACUUGUCAGAAAGAGGAAACGACUCAGUCCACCAGGGACGGACGAACAGCACGGUGAAGGUCUCCUGCAAGCGAAAUAAGGGUGCAGUGUCCUCCAGAAAACAGGUAACUAAGAUGCUGGCGGUGGUCGUGGUAUUGUUUGCGCUGCUCUGGAUGCCUUAUCGCACUCUGGUGGUGGUGAACUCACUCAUGGAUCCUCCAUACCUCAACACUUGGUUUCUGCUCUUCUGCCGCAUGAGCAUCUACACCAACAGUGCCAUCAACCCCAUCAUAUACAACGCCAUGUCACAAAAAUUCCGCACAGCUUUUAAGAAGCUCUGCCACUGCAAGGGCCCCACCAGUAAGGAGAAGGCAUCUAAGCUCAAUGCCCCAGUCUACUACAGUGUCAUCAAAGACUCCUCAAGUCCUGAAUACGAGACAGAGCAGGAGGAUGUUAGCACAUACAAUGUCUCUGCCAAGAGGGUGAACUUUCCCACCCAGACUGGAAGAGCGACUACUCCGGGGAUGUUUAACAUUGCUUGAAUAAAGAUGAGAAAAGACACUUAGUUUUUCUGCAAAUCAGCAGUUGAGGUUAUUAUGGCAUUCAUUAUGGGGAUUUAAAGAAAUGUUUGAUAUUUCAGCAUCUCACUAGUCCAAAUAUUCAUUUGGAAAUUGGAACAAAACAUUAAAGGUCACAGUUAAAAAUUGGCUGUAUGCAAGCUUCUUGAAGGUGGCAGAAAAUUUUUUAAGUUGACAAGUGUUUUAAAGGUAGAUAUUGUUAAGUAGGCUGUUUGCCAGCUAGGAAGAGCUCUUUUGCUGUCUGACUGUCUGAUUAAACUAAGAUGCAUGCGUGACACGUGCAUGCAUGGGAGUUGCUCAAGGCAUCCAUACAGUAUUUAUAUGUUUAAAAAAGCUGUCUCAUUUUUUCAGUCCAUUUGCUUAUUCCGCUGUGAAUAAUGUCCAAUUGGCCUUUCAUUUAAAAAGGAAAAUGAUAACUAGCCAUGAAGGAAAAUUAAUAUGUUACACAAAUAAACCUACUUGGGAAAAAAGUCUACUAAUGUGACAAAAAGCAGAAAGUAAAUUAGACACUAGAUACCACAUUUACUAGCAAAUUUACCUCAGUUAAACUUCUUUAGGUGGCAUCUGUUAGUGUGGAAGAAAUAUGGAACUUCAAUUGCCCCUUAGUCUUUAGCAUCCAACAACAACUCAUCUAUAAAUACCUAUAUACACUUACUGCAUACAUAUGCAUCCUUCCAGUUGGCCACUAACAAUAUUUCUAUACUUCAGUUUAAGGUCAGAACUAUAAAGUGAUAGCAUUAAUGCUAACUGUUAUAGGCUUUGUUGCCUGCAGGGAGGAUUUUCAAUAAUGGUACAGUGUGUUUGCAAAAUGAAUGCUGGGUAUUGCAGUGACAGAACACUGCCUAGCAUAAACAAAAUAAAGAUAUGAAAUCUGCAAAAAGCUAGAGAUUUCUAUGCAAUUUGACAGAUCAUACACUGAAUGCAAUUUUCAAGCUGAAAUUCCCAUUUAAGUAAAAUGAACAAUGUAAAAUGGUUCUACAAUAUUAAGCCUUUUCUUACAAAUUGCUGAGUACACAUUUAAAACAAACAAACAAGCCUCCAUCCAUUUUCUAUGCCGCUUAUCCUA
Ictalurus punctatus (channel catfish) is the source of this 2396-nucleotide messenger RNA. Its product is annotated as thyrotropin-releasing hormone receptor. Gene Ontology annotation, cellular component: membrane. The record is from RefSeq and is a predicted model, not a curated record. Gene Ontology annotation, molecular function: thyrotropin-releasing hormone receptor activity. The transcript is spliced from 2 exons. Gene Ontology annotation, biological process: phospholipase C-activating G protein-coupled receptor signaling pathway. NCBI's taxonomy places the organism in Eukaryota, Metazoa, Chordata, Actinopteri, Siluriformes, Ictaluridae. The coding region runs from base 89 to 1294 and encodes 401 amino acids.